AUGCCGGGGUCCUCAGAUGGGGAGCAUUGCGUUCGUGCACUUCGGAUACUGGUGAUUUCUGCUCUUCCAUUGCUCUAUGGCCCUUUGCUAUUGGGCUCUGACAUUUGGCCUAUGCCAAACUCAACAGCUACAGGCGAGUCAGGCGAGCGUUCGGCCAAGGAUCAGCCAGUGCCAUCAGCACCAGACUCUUCAGUGCAAGCUGGACAAACUCCUUUGGUUACGGCAGAGAUGUUGUAUGAGACAGCUGACUUGCUCACAACCAUCUACUUCAUGUUCUUCUCGGAUAUCAUUUGGCAUCUUUUCUCCCUUGCUUUGAGCCUAGCGGCCCCGGUCAUUUGGCCUUGCAGGGGCAUUCUGCGACUCCUUUGCAGAAUAGUUGGUAUACACGAGAUGGAGAAGGAAUUUGCCCGCUUUCUGGAGAUGAUUUUUCAUCACAUAUUCCUGGCUGUCAAAGCCGCUUUGCAUCAUGUCAAUGAGCCAUUGACAUUGGUUUCAAACCAAAUGAUUGAUCGGUUUGAAACUGCACUUCCUCAACAAGUAGGACGAAUCCGCCGGACACCUGCAGAUUUGCUGGUCUUUGUCCUUUAUUUGUUUGCGCUGGGGGCUGGCUUGUGCUACCUCAUGGCUGAAAUCCUCAUUGUUCUUCGAAGGAAACGUCGACGAAUUCCUCGCUGCCGCUGUCGCAAGAAGAGCAAUGAGCCAUUGCUUUACAGACAGGAAGUUCCUUCGUCCCAAGGACCAGUGACUUUCGCAAGGACCAUGUCGCAAACCGCUCCAGCUGGUCGACCAUGCCUUCGGCCAUCCUGGUUGGACCGGGAAGCUGAGUUGGCUGACAAGCCUAUCCGGCAGACGCGGCAGACCGUUUGCUGCUUUGAUCUUUUGGGAAGCUUUUAG
Molecule: messenger RNA, 894 nt
Organism: Durusdinium trenchii
Lineage: Eukaryota; Dinophyceae; Suessiales; Symbiodiniaceae
Source: the annotation of a GenBank genome assembly